AAAAUGGCGGCAAGCCUGCUGGAGAACAACCUGCGGUCUCUCCACAAGUGCCUGAAAGCCGGUGAUGCCUCGGCAGUGGAGCAGAGCAAUGGAAUCAUCUCAGACAUCAGUCAAUUAUGUCUUCACGAAAUCGACGAUAAAGAGAUUGAUCUCUGCUGUUCAGCAUUGUUUGACAAAGACAAGGGAAUCAUAACGUUUCUGAACAAGACAGUCAACAAAGAUGAGUUCCUUGGCUGUAAACAAAAGCUACUGGAGCUGUUGUCUGGAUUUAUACAAAAGGUUGAGAAGAAAAUCCUGCCUUACACAGUGGACAUAAAGGAUGUGUGUGUCUCCUUAUUUUUCCGUGACCGGUUUGCCAAAGUCAAGAACGGAGCUGUUCCUGUUUUGGCUAAGUUGUUGGAGCUGACAGCUGGGACCAACAUUGGAAAGGACCUCAACAUCCCAAAACUGAUUGAAAAAUUUUUCAUGGAGCUCACUAAAGGGUCAAAGGUGUCUUCCACAGUGAAAGAGAACAUAUUCGUGCUGCUAGGGGUUGUGGCUGAGGUGUACCCAGAACACAUGACUAGCUAUGCUGAGAGAUUCACAGGGCUGUGUGUAACAUCACUAAAAACUGAGAUGACUGCAAAAACAAGGAAGGCAGAGUUGUCCAUCAUAGCGGGCAGUCUAGCUGGUCUGACUUCCUGUCUGGUCAACUUCACCCAGUCUGCUGAUGACAGGUCCAAACAGUCGUACGAGAUAUUUAAAUAUGCUCGGAUGGCCAUAGAUCCAAAGGUAGACUACACCCGUUACCAAGUGCCUAGUGCUGGUCUCAAGUUGUUUACUAAGCAUGCCGCACAGUUCAGCCUGUAUCUCAUUGAGGACUACCAGGGGAUGUAUGAUAAGCUGCGUCACUGGAGUCACCACCACAACCGUGACAUGCUACACUUGGGAAUGUCCGCCAUGGAGGCUUUCUUGGGACAGGUAUCAGAGAUGCUGGUGACCAGAGCUGAGGAAGGUCACAAGGAGGGAGCUGUCUUCAAGUUCUUCAUACAGGAGUUCCGGACAUUAAUGAAUGACACCUCAACUAGUGCCAAGGAAGUGUCCUUGGCCAUACGGGGCUACGGGCUUCUGGCUGCUCCAUGCAAGACAUUCCUUAAGCAAGCAGAUGUACAGUUCAUGUUCAGCGAGAUGAUGUCGAAAAGUGAACAGCAGUUUCUCAGUCAAGAUGAAAACCUGGAGGAGAGGCUGUUUAAUUUGCCUAGUUAUCUGGAGGCCCUUGGUAACAUCAUCAAACAGCUGGAUGAGAUUUCAGAGACCUAUGCCAUUUCUCUGGAACGACUGUUGGUGCUGUUGAUUGAGAAGCUACCUUCCCUACCACAGACUCUCUCCUUUAUCUGUCUGAAGUCCAUACUCUGGCUGCUCCUGGCCGUGAUGCCUAAGGGAACAACUUUCCAGCAAAUAAUGUCGGGUGUAGUAUUCCAGGGCCUGAUCAGGACCUGCUCACACCCUCCUGUGGUAGAACUUGAGCAGACUGAAGAAUCUACCAAUCCACAGCCAGAGGGAGUCAUGGUGAGGAAGAUCACAUAUAAGGACUACAUAUCAUUGUGGACAGGCCUCUUGAACAGUGCCAGGAUCAAGGAUUUCUCCGUUGCUGACAUAAGUCUAGAUGUAAGACACCGCCUCACAGAGGUUCUGUAUGAUGAACUGAUCGCAUGUGUAUUAAAGAUUCUGUGCAAGCUUGAUCUCACUUCAACCUCAACAUCUGAGCUCUCCUCACAGUCUGACCAAAACAGCAAGGCAGGGGCUAGCGGUGAGGGGCUGGAGGAGGGAGGGGUCACUGGUGACCCCACUCAGGGCAUACAACCUAACAGGCCGAAAGAUCACCAAGUCUUUAUCAACCUUGUUGACUUCUGCAGAGACCUGCUGCCAACUGUCCACUUUGAACUGUUUGAGAAGUGGAUGUUUACAUUCUGUCACAAAGUCAUUCUUUGUUCAACUGAUAACCCUUUGGUCAGUGGAUUCUACAAACUCCUUGCUAUGAGUAUGAAAAUUUCAAACAAGCUCAACUUUUUCAAGGUAAUGUUGUAUCUUGAUGUCAUGGGUACCGGUUCCCCUAACAAGUCAGCUGACUUUAUGGAUGUUGACCAGCAGGUGAUUGCAGGGACACAACAGCGUGACAGCUCUUACCUACUCAUGAAAAAAUUCUCUAAAGAGGUUCUAGUGAGGAUGAAGCAGUACAAGGAUGACCUUCUUGCUUCAUGUCUGACCUUCAUCCUGGCCCUUCCCAAGGAGAUCGUUGCACAGCAGAUGGUGGAGGUGGUACCAGUCAUACAGAUAACACUGAAGAUGGGUCUUAGUUAUCUGCCCUUGGCCAAGGUGGCACUGGAUGCUCUAGAGUAUUGGUCAGACACAUUGCCCGCCUCUGUCAUACAGCCUCACUACUCCCAAAUACUGCCUUAUCUCGACACCUACCUCAAAACAGCAGACAAAGGGGCAGAGGAAGUGUCGGUGGAUGGUACAGUAAACAUGACCAAGAGCAAGACAGGACGGGGCAGGAGGAAGUUAGCCGUCCGGAUGGUCAGAGGUCCCAAAAAGGAUCAGCUAAAAAAGGGUUACGAGUCAGAGCUGUCCCAAGUGAAGCUACGUGUGAUGCGGUACCUAGGGGGCCUAGGGGGCAGUCAGAACCAUGCCAUGCUGGCGGACAAUGAGGCAGAGGUCAGCAGGCAGGCCAUUGCAUGGGACACACAUCGCCACCUUAAGUUUGACAUGCCCUUCAUCGACAUGAAACCCACCAUCUAUUUGGAUCCGUUCCUGCCGCACGUUGUUAUGUUAGCCACCAAGUCGAGUGACCGCCAGACGAAGGUGGCUGCGUGUGAGCUACUUCACUCUCUGGUACUGUUCUCUUUGGGGCGGGGAGCCACUCAGCCCGGGGAGGCGGCCAAGCGAUGCUCCAUGGCCCCUUUGUACAAAAAGCUGUUUCCCGUGCUCCUACAACUGGCCUGUGAUGUAGAACUGGUUGCUAAGCAACUGUUUGAGCCUUUGACAAUGCAGAUCAUCCAUUGGUUCACGGGAAGCAAGAAGGCCGAGAGCGUGGAAACGAUGUCCCUACUGGACGCCAUCUUUGAUGGUAUCAUUCAGCCAACAGAUACCAGCCUAAGAGAUUUCUGUGCUACUUGCCUUCGAGAAUUUAUGAAGUGGUCCGUCAAGCACACAUCCAAAAAAAUGGAGACAAGCCCUAUCAACGCCAAGUCAGUGUUAAAGAGACUCUUUACUUAUGCUCUACAUCCCAGUGCAUUCAAGAGACUUGGUGCAGCUCUAGCAUUCAACAAUAUAUACACUGUGUUCAGGGAAGACAAUACUUUGGUGGAUACUUUCACCUUCCAGACCCUCGUUCACUUUGUUGAGAGUCUGGCCAUAGCACAUAAGGACGAAAAAUCAUUAGGCACACAAGAACAAGCUUGUAAGGCCCUGGAACACUUAGAAAAGAUCAUUUGUAAAAAGGCAGACAUCUUACGGAAAGAAAGUAAACUGCGGACAGAGCCCAGUCAGUGGAGUAAGAUCACUAUAGAUAUCUGUGUACGAUGGUUUAUGCGUCAGUGUGGCCGACCUCAGACAGAGUGCCGACACAUGUGUAUGAAACUCCUACACAAGAUGACUCCACUCAUACAAGGUAUCAAGUCAACACAGAUGUAUUUCCAGGCAUUUUUGAAGAGUGAGAAACAGAAAUACUUCAUCACAAGGUUUGAAGGAGGAGGUCACACCAGCAACACUAAGGUGGGGUUAGUGGCGUGCCCUACCCUGAUGUCUGUCAGUGAUACCUUCUCUCUAUCCUCCACACUGACUUGGUUCGAUACACUCCUGGCUGCCCUCGACUGUUACACCACAGUGUUUGGGGAAAACUUGCUCACACCUGUGGAUGUGUUUGGAGGUGUUGGCAUGAACCAGACCAAUGUAUUUAAGGCAGCAACCUACUUUGUGGACAACAUAGCCUUGGCCGACAUUGAGACUGUUGCCAAUCUGUUCCCUAACCAGCCAGAGACAACCUUCUUCACUCCUCGGGAGAUAGAUGAAUUCAAUAGGGAAAAGUGUACAGUUGUAGUCCGGCUUCUGAACUUCCUGUCUGUGGUGGUUGCAACAUCUGGAGCGAAGGACCUGAAUAAGGCAGUACAUCCAGAGAUUUGGAGUGGUGCACUCUGGGAAAUGGUGUGUAUGUGUGUGGUGGAGCCUGGCUCUGUUGGCUUCAAUCUCGGUGAGGUAGAAGUGAUGAAAAAUCUACCAAGGGAGAUGGAACAGGUGAUGAUGGUGAUGUCAAAAAAGCUGCCAACCAAAUUAUUUGACAACAUGAAGCAUCAGUUUACUAAGACCCUGUCUGGGAGGAGGGAUCUAUCUGGCUACCUACCAUUGACCUUGAGUGACCUGAAACUGGACUCUAUCUACCUACAACAGUUACUGGGAGGAUACCACCAGCUCCACACCGCUGGCCUGAUGACAAGUGUCCACUUAGGGUCAGGGAAAGCCAGUGACUUGGCACAGAAACUAUUUGACAAUGUUUUCCAGGGUGUGGUGUGUAGGAAUGGUGGGGGUCUGGAGGCCAUAACACUAACACCAGUGGUUCACACUCUGAUGAAGGACAUGCUGGCUCUCAGUUUCCACCUGGGAUUACAGGGAAGUGUCCUUGUGGAGGCCAUACUUGACCAAACUUUGGUGAGUGGAUCUAGUAAGGGGUUGGAGCAGUGCCAUGGCGACCUGGUCUUCUCCAUGUUUAAGUCUGUGAUAGCAGGUCACAUGGCAGUAGAAUCAGAUAUGUGUGUCAAGUCAUUGGCAACUCGGGCAGGAGCAGAUGGUAGGAAGGUGAGCAGGAUCCUUGUUGCCAUGGUGGACCACGUCACUAGGGACAAAGCACUGAGGAAACGGAUAGGACAGAACAUAGUAAAGAGUGUACUGAUGCAGUGGAAGACGAUAGCUGGCUGGUGUGACAGCAAGUCCUCAAUUGACCUUCAGAGUAUGACCUUGCUGUUACUGACAAAGCUCCUUCUGAUUGACAGUAAGUUUGUGUCCACUCCGUCCUCGCCAUCAUUUGAGGAUGUGUUUGGUACGUACCUCCAAUGCCUGACAGAUACCAGGACCAAUCUCGCAUUCAAGUGCCGUGUGUUAGAUCUGCUACCAUUCUUCAUCAAUGUCCCGAAGCCCCACGUCACAAAACUCAAGACAAGUUUGGACAGACUUGUGGCUGAUAACUUCCCUUUGAAGAGUUCAGAAUUCCCCAAAGGCAGUUCCCAGUAUCGGGAUUAUAUAACAGCAUUAGACAAGAUUUUGAGUGGACUGGAACUUUCUGGCAGUCUCGUUCUCCUGGAGCUCCUGAUCAGCAUCACCUGCCGGGAACAGAAGCAUACCUAUGAAGAUACCAUCCAACAGUUUCUAAACAGAUUCACAAAAAGGCUUCCUGCAGACAAACAGAAGCUGGCAGUAGAUGUGGCCUACGGAGUGUUCAGUAAAGAGAGUUACCCUGCAGAGAUCCGUACGGCAACCCUACACAAGGUGGCCUUGCCUAUGCUACAUCUGUGUCACAAGUCUGCACUUAUAGAAUUCUAUCUGGAUCAUAUGAAGGAACUGAGGUCCAUAACCGAAGCCAAGCAGGUCAAGGGCCCGGGGUUGGAGAACCAGCUGGUGAGCAAGACUGGCUGUUUCCAGCUCAUAGACAUCAUGUACUCACACCUAGCUAAAGAGAAUGUCUCCAGCAAAAACUCAGUCCUUAACGAGAAGUUUUGUCAGAUCAAAAACGAACCAAUCAAAACAGGAUCAGAGAUGACUAGGGUGAUAAUGAAAAUUGGCCAUGCUGCCAAGGGAGAGGAUACCCGAGGGGAGACAACUCUGCUGAGCCUGCGACGCCUCCACCACUGUGCUGCCUAUAACAUGCUUAUUUCUGUGGUAUCUUGUACUCAGACGGAGGCCAAGUUUUAUCAGGUGUUCCUGUUUAAGGAGGACGAGACAAAGGGUGACUUUUUGCUGGAUAAUCUAAUUGAUAAGGAAAGGACAUACGAAUUCCCCACAGAAUUGACAUCUCCCAUGGAGAGAAAGAAGCAGUUUGUGUCGCUGCGUAAGGAGGUACAGGAACGGCAACAAGAGGAUGGCGUUACCAUGGAAACGGAGUAUUCUUCCUUCAACCUAGCCUCACAGUACCUGGCUGACAGCAGUCUCCAUGACGACGUCAGUCAGUAUGACUUCUCCACCGCAGGCACAUCACAGUUUUCACCUUCACCCUCGGACAAAGGGAAGACCCGCCUGGGACGGAUCUUCAGCUACAAUGAUCCAGAUGACGACACAGAGACCAAGGUUGUGGUACAGGAUGAUUAUGUAGAGCUGGAAAUGGACGAUCUCAACAAACACGAAUGUAUGGCCACCUUAAUAGCCCUGCUACAACACAUGGAGCGAGCUGGUGUUACACCUCCCGUCACUACAGGGACAGCAGCUACCAUGCCUGGAUGGAUGGAUUAUUUACACACCAAAAUAAAAAGUGCGAAAACGCAUGUCAAUGUCAAAUUGUUUAUUGCAAAGCUUGUCAGCAAUUGUACACAGAUUUUCCAGCCAUACGCACGGUACUGGCUGCGGCCGCUAAGCCAGCUGAUUCUGAGUGGUGCCUUGGGGAGCCAGGGGAUCAAUUACUUUGUAGUAGAUGUGGUGGUCACUAUGAUGUCCUGGCACAAGAUGGCUAUACCUCAGGACACUGCAGAGGAGCGUGCCAUGGCGACACGAGUUGUGGAUUACUUGACGGCCAACGUGUUCAGUGAAACACGGCCGGUGUUUAGGAACAACUUAGAGCUACUGAAAACUCUGCUACAGUGCUGGAGAGAUCGCCUGGAAGUACCUUACAAUGUGAUAUACAAGCUGAUGGUGGAGUCGCGCAGUGACCCCAAGUCACCCCGCCACAGCACUGGGAUUCAGAUAUUGGGCGUUGUCCUUGCUUGCAAGUUCCCACCCUAUGGUCCUGUGGCCCCAGUAGACCGGGAUAAAUUUUUCUCCACAGUAUCAAACUACCUGACCCAUCACUUGCGGUCUGUGUAUGCAGCUACGGCCGAGGUGGUCGGUAUGAUAUUCCAGUACCUGGCUGAGAAAGAGAAGGAAACUGACGGAGCAUUCUAUAACCAUGUGACUGGUCUGAUGAACUCAAUCCAUCUGUCUAAGCCAGAUAACUUUGUAAUAGGGGUCCAUCGACUUCAGCGACACUACCCUCCUGUGGCUGCCAAAUUCAUCAAUAAGGUACUGUUCAUGUUGCCAAAGAUGCAUGGGGAGUUCCGCAGCCUCAGUCUGGAGAUCAUACAUGGCUGUAUAGAGAGCAUUGAUAAUGUCUACAUGGAGCUGAAGUCGAAAGGUCUAAUAUCCUACCUCACUCACAGGGACGAGCAGACACAGCUGAUUGCUCUGAAGAUUGUAAAGGCAAUGAUGGUCAAACUGGAAGCUAAGGAGCUGAUGUCCUUGUUGCCACUUGUGACUGCCUUCUCCAGUCAUCCUAGUACAUCUUGUCGUACCAUUAUGUACGAUGUUCUCAUGUGGGUGUACGAUAACUAUAGGGGAGAUGACAACGAGGAUGCCCACAUAAUCAUUCAACAGACCAAGGAGGGGCUCCUGAGGGGACUCGGGGAUGAAGAUCUUCACUCCAGAUUGUUGAUCCAGAACUUCUGGAGCAGUGAGACACGUCUGCCUCCGGACACCUUGGACCGCCUGGUGGCUAUGCUGCAGGCAAUGUAUGCUCCCGUUACAGAACAGCAGUACCUUAGCUACUCCACCAAUCUCCUCCUGGAGAUGACCUCAAAAAGUCCAGACUACCAGCGGCAAAUAUUUGAGCAUCCUCUUUCUGAAUGCAAAUUCCAGGAUUACAACGUGAAGUCGUCAUGGAGACAGAGACAUGUAGCCAUGACGCCACUUUUUGCCAACACCUUGGCAACCCAAGCAAUGGACUCUGACAGUCCCCCAUCUGACAGUUUGGACGGUCAGAUACAGGCUACAGCCGAUGUCCAGCAGUUCACAGCCACUCAGGACGGGUCGAGAGCCCCAUUUAACUGGUUGACUCAGAGCAGCUUGGACACAUUCACUGACUAUGGAACGGUAGGCUCAGAGCCCCAGAGUGCUCUACUCUUCACUGUAGGCUCCAUGGAGGCCUCGGCCAGGAUUGGGCGCCCCAGGAUGCGGCCUAAACCCUCAGGAUUCGGACAGCCACGUCCAGGGCCCAGUAAGGUCAAGACAGAGGAGAAAGCUGGGCCAUCAGAAUCAGAUGAAGGGAAUGAGAUGUUCAGGCUGAAGAGAAGGUUUCUAAGAGAUGAGGAAGCCAGCAGGAUCUUCUUUGCCAGGAGGACCGUCCGUGUACAGCAGAUGAGACAGGUAGCCCUGCAGGAACAGAAGACUCGUCGCGAGAACCAGGUGACAAUGUACAGGAAGUACCGUAUUGGGGACCUGCCAGACAUACAGAUAAAGUAUUCCUACAUCAUCGCUCCUCUCCAGGCCGUGGCUCAUCGAGACAGUACUAUAGCCAAGAUCCUAUUCAGUGAGCUAUUCAAGGCUAUAUACGACCAGAUGGAUCAGGUGAAGGUUGAACGGGAGAUAGAACCGAUCGUGGAACAGAUCAAGGACAGUCUGAGCACUGUGCUGUCUCAGUCUGUACAGUACCACCCUCCCUUCAUUGGCUGUAUGUUGGAUAUUGUGUACCAGCUGAGGAGCCAGCUCUCUGUAGAUGUGACAAGUGUGGGUUCAAGUGCCACCUUCAGUAACUUACAGCCCUUAGGUAUUGUAGUAUUAGAGGAGCAGCUUAUCAUCCACAAUCCAGAGGAAGGGAGACCGUCAAAGAGAGGAAGGACGGACACUCUGACCAUCUCUAAAGAAGUCCCUACUUGGAUAGAGCUGGCAAGGUUAUACAAGUCUGUGGAUGAGUAUGAUGUACUGCUCGGAAUAUUUACGGGGAAGAUCGGAACUCAGGAUAUUACCCAGAAGGCAGUGUCCUUUGAGGCAAGGGGAGACUACUACCAAGCCAAGAAAUUAUAUGAUGAGGCACUGGGUUAUUCUGACUCCGACUGGCCAGACGGGAAUCCUGAGAUGGCUGAAGUAGACCUGUGGGAUGACUGUAGGAUGGAGUGUUUAGAUAACUUGACCAAUUGGAAUGAGCUGGACACAGUGUCCACAUCAGGAAUUGAAGAUGGUAACCUGUCGUCUGUAUGGGACGACACCUUUUACCAGGAGCACUACCUGCCUUUCAUCAUGCGUAGUAAGGUGAAACUGGUUCUCCAGGGAGACCAUCAUCAGCAAUCGCUCAUCAGUUUUGUGGACGAGGCCAUGAAGAUCCCUGAACACAAGUCUUUACUAGAGGUAAUAAGCUGCUACUCUUACGCUGGUCUUUCCGAGUCGUCUAACGACAGUCCUCAGGAGGGCUUGCCCUCAGAGGAGGACUUCCAGGAUGAGGGAGACCCUGAGGCUGCUGAGGUAGUCCUGGGUAUGCUGGGUUGCAGCUCAGUGUUGGUUAGGGCUGACGUUUCCCGGAUUCUUGGGGAGGAGCAAUGUAAGAGUAGUGGAAGUGUUGGACUGUGGGUAAAGUGGGGCCAUCUGUAUACCAGUACACACCACAAGAGGGCACAGAGUGUCCAGUCCAGCUGGACCGAUGACACCUUCACCAGCAUCACCUCCACCGUGGAUCUGCUUGGUAAAAACAGUACGAGUGAUACCCUGGAGGAGACCCCAGCCUUUGGUCGCCACCAUUUUGUGUUGUUGGGACAGACACAUGAGCUGUUGGUAGAUGGUAUACGAUCAGUCAGUGGCUUGGGUUGUCUUGGUGACAGGAACAGACAGAGACUGAUGGAUAUUACAGGGGUUAGCAAGAUAGACGAGACAGAGCUGAUAGAGAGUCUUGUUAAGCGAGGCUUUGAGAACAUGAAGAAGUCGCUACACUACGAAGAUGACAGGAAUUCCAAACAGACUGGCUAUACCAGAGAUAUGGCGUUCAUGGCAGUCGCCAAGUUCUGUGACAGGAUCCUUAGGAUGGUGGAGGAUGAUGAACUGGAGCUGAGUAAGGCUACAAUCAAGACAUUCCCGGAUACUGUGGUCGUGUGUCUGCUCAACGCCAUGCGAUUUGACUCUAUGGAGGCCAAACAGAGGUUUCCUCGUCUUCUUCAGCUGGUGGAGCAUUACCCCGACUGUAUGGGCACAUUUGUAGACAAGUGUGAGGAGGUGCCCUGUUGGAUGUACCUCCUGUGGAUCAGUCAGAUGAUGGCCCUGAUGGACAAGCCUGAGGCUCCUGCUGUUCAACCUGUGCUACUAAAAAUUGCAACAAUGUACCCUCAGGCCGUUGUUUAUCACUUCAAGCUCAGUCAGGAAGGCUUCCAGUUUGGGGACAAGCCUCAUGAUAAGAAGAAUAAGGCCAUGGUGGAGAGACUAGCCAACCUGCUGAAUGAAGAGAAUGUCCCGUUGGUAUCCAAAUUCAUCUGUGCCUUGGAACAAUUUGGACAGCCAGACCAAAUAUUCAAGGACUGGGGUAAUGAUAUGUUACGGAUGCUAAAGAAGAAGAAACAGGACAAAGUGAAAAUCAAGGAACUGUACCAGGAAAUGUAUCGACAGCUGCUGGAGCCCUCGCAGGGUACGCUGUCCAGUCAGCAAGAUGAUGUCUUUUCUACACAGACCAGCUCACAGUCCAUCAUAGAGAUGGGACAGUACCUAAGGAAAUUCUCAGCUAGAUUCAAAAAGGACAUUGAUAAAUAUUUUGGUGAAGAUGGCAGAAAGCUUGUUGGAAUGAAGCUGAAGGACUUCUUUGGGAUAUUCCGUAAGCUUGGUGAGGAUAUGGACCAUGAGGUGAGGGGGAUACCUAAGAACCCAAGACUGAUCCCUCCAGCCUCACUCAAGGAGUACUGUAAGUGGAUGGUGGACUUUAACCCCAACACAGAGGGCAACAACUUGGAGAUUCCAGGACAGUAUACCGGUCUGACAAAGCCUCUUCCUGAGUACCAUGUCAAGAUUGCUGGCUUUGACCAAAGGGUUCUGGUGAUGUCAUCCAUGAGGAAGCCAAAGCGUGUAGUUAUUCGUGGUAAUGACGAGAAGGAAUACCCAUAUCUUGUGAAGGGAGGUGAAGAUUUGCGGCAGGACCAGCGCAUAGAACAGCUCUUCUUCCUGAUGAACCAGGUGUUUGAACGGGAUCCCGCCUGUAGACAGCGUAAACUUAACCUCAGGACUUACCAAGUCAUCCCUAUGACUCCAAAAGUCGGCCUGAUUGAGUGGGUCAGUGACACCAUGACCAUGAAGGAUUUCCUCAAUUCCAGUCUCACAGAUCAGGAGCGCAACUUUGUACACCACAAAACGUAAGUAUAUUUACUUCAUGAAUAGCCAAAAGGCCAAAGUUCACGAUAUUUGGCCAAUAGCAUGUUGGGGUGAAGGUGGUCCAACAAAGUUUGUUGGAAUGAAUGUCCUUGACUAUUUCCAUGGUAACAAGAGUCAAAUGUAAAAAAAAUAAGAAAAAAAAAAGUGUUAAUUAUAUAAAGAAGGCAGAUUCUUAAGUAGCAUAUUGAGAUGAAUGUCUAAUAAGUUUGUUCAAAUGGAUAGCCUUGUAAAUGAUCAAAGUCACAGGGGUCAAAUGCAUUAAAACCUUUAAACAAUUACUAGACCAAGGGGUCUAGUCAUGUUUUGCCAAUAACAUGCUAGGAUGGAAGGCUAUCACGUUUGUUUAAAUGAAUAAUCUUGAUCCACAUUCGUCCAAUUUGAAGGUUACAGGAGCCAAAUGUGUUAAAGCAAAACGCUUAGGGUCAUAUUUGGCUAGUAGCAUGCUGGAAUGAAAGUACAUAAAGUUAUUCAAAUGAAUGAACUUGACCCACUUUUAAAGAUCACAGGGGUCAAAUGUGUUUAAACAUUGAAAUAAUAUCUGAGUAACCGAGAGGCCAAGAGGUCUCAAUUGAUGGAAAGAAUGAUACAUAAAAAACACAUUGAUAUUUGGAAGCAUUUGGGUGACUCAGAAUCAAAACAAGGAAACCACAUGGGAUAUUU
Messenger RNA from Mizuhopecten yessoensis (Yesso scallop), 11988 nucleotides. Its product is annotated as DNA-dependent protein kinase catalytic subunit-like. Gene Ontology annotation, molecular function: protein serine/threonine kinase activity. Lineage: Eukaryota; Metazoa; Mollusca; Bivalvia; Pectinida; Pectinidae. Gene Ontology annotation, biological process: telomere maintenance; double-strand break repair via nonhomologous end joining. The transcript has 86 exons. The coding region runs from base 4 to 11313 and encodes 3769 amino acids. Gene Ontology annotation, cellular component: nucleus. The record is from RefSeq and is a predicted model, not a curated record.